UCAAGUACUUUAUAGUUCCUCCAUAUUCAGCGAUUCUUACUCUCCGGAAAUCUAGGUUUCUGCAUGAACUUGAAUGAAUGACAUGAUCCGGCGAUGAACCAGUCAUGGCAUGGUAGAGAUGUGUGUCAUUGAACCGGUGCAUGGUGAGCGAUGGCCCGCUUGAUUUCAAGGAGAAAACUGGUCUACUACACCAUAGUGGUAACUUCCUUCUGCUGGGUCCUGGGAACUGUGUCAUUUUUUCUCUUUCAGUCGUUAGAAGUUAGCAUCGACGUGAAAAGACGUACGUCUGAUAGUCACCCUUCCUCGCAAAGGCCGAAAUGGAACGUUCAACAUGACCGACUUGCUAAGGAAACAGACCAGAGAGCGGGUGAACAAUACAUUCCGAACGAGACAAAGAAAGCCCGCAUUAACCUAAUUUAUCAACAAAUCUCCAACAAAGGCAUCAGUGCUUCAAAAGGAUCUCAAAAGAAACUUGAACAAAUCACAGCCAAUUAUGAGAGGUAUCCGUCGGGGGUUAAACUAAAAGGACCGGGCGCUAGGGGAGAGGGGGUUACCGUACCGGAGUCCCGCAAGGACGACGAAGAAGAAGGAUUUGAACAGCAUUCAUUUAAUCGUGUGGCUAGUGAUAUGAUUUCUGUGCACCGAACGCUACAAGACCACAGAAAUAGCAGGUGUAAAAUAAAGAAAUAUCCUCAGGAUCUACCUACAAGUUCUGUAAUUAUAUGCUUUCAUAAUGAAGCUUGGUCCACUCUUUUACGGACGGUACAUAGUGUCAUCAACAGGACUCCUCCACAGCUAUUAAAGGAAAUCAUUCUUGUAGAUGAUGCCAGUGACAGAGAUGAGCUUAAGACAAAGCUUGAAGACUAUGUUGCCAAGUUGAAAGUUGUUAAGAUUGUCCGUCUUCCUAGAAGAGAGGGUUUAAUUCGUGCAAGACUUACUGGGGCAGAACGAGCCAAGGGACAAGUUCUGACAUUUUUGGAUGCCCAUUGUGAAUGUUCUAAGGGUUGGCUGGUGCCUCUUCUCGCAAAAAUCGCUGAAAAUCGUUCAAAUGUAGUAAUGCCUGUUAUAGAUGAAAUAAGUGACCAGAACUUUUAUUAUCAUGCAGUGCCAGAGCCUUUCCAUAGGGGCAUCUUUCGUUGGCGAUUAGAGUUUGGCUGGAAGCCUGUUCCUCAGUAUGAGAUGGAAAGACGUAAAGAUGAAACUGAGGGAAUAAGGACCCCAGUGAUGGCAGGAGGCCUGUUCUCUAUUGACAAAAGUUAUUUUGAUGAAAUAGGAACAUAUGACACUGGAAUGGACAUUUGGGGUGGAGAAAACCUGGAAAUUUCCUUUAGGGUCUGGAUGUGUGGAGGCACCAUUGAGAUGCUCCCCUGUUCACGUGUUGGCCACGUGUUCAGACCACGUUUUCCAUAUUCAUUUCCCGCCCGUCCAGGUGGUGACCUUGAUGUUGUAAGUCGUAAUCUUAUGAGAGUGGCAGACGUGUGGAUGGAUGAAUACAGCAAACAUUUCUACAACAUUCGGUUUGAUCUUAAAAGAAAAAAGCACGAUGAUAUCAGUGAAAGACUUGCUCUGCGAAAGAAGUUACAGUGCAAGAGUUUUAAGUGGUAUUUGGAGAAUAUUAUUCCUGAGUUAGAGGUGCCCGAUGCAAACUUUGUGGCCGCUGGACAGGUUCGUAAUCCUUCGAGUGAUAAGUGUCUAGACACGUUGGGGAAGAAAGACGAUGCACCUCUGGGGCUGUACGAGUGUCAUGGCCAGGGUGGAAACCAGUACUUUGUUUUAACAAGCAAGGGAGAGCUAAAAUCAGAAGAUAAUUGUUUGGACUACAAUGGAUAUGAUCUGUACCUGAAGGAAUGUGACGGACUGAAGCAGAACCAGAAAUGGGAAUAUAAGAAAACAGUGCUCUACCAUCCACGCCAUGAUGUAUGUAUUGACCGAGGUUCCUCAAAUGCAGAGUAUGCCAAAGUUCGCGCGUGUGAUGGGAGACUGGCCCAAGUAUGGGAAUUCUCUAAGACAGAAGAGAUGGACUGAUGCUCAGCCGGUCUGCGCAUAUUCUCAGCACAGUGACGAAACGAGGCAAUAGUCCGGUAUGGAGUUAAGCUCUGGGAAGGAUGAGGUCGCUUGGUGAUCGUCCAAUUUCAGAACAUGGGUUCUGGCUGAAGCUGUACCACCGGGAAUCAUCUCCACUGGGGUGUGAUAAGAAACAUCUCCCUCCUAUAGCGAGUCGUUGCUGAAUCACUCCAGUAUAGCACUAAUCGCCACAGUACUAUCUAACAAAACUCGGAGACACUCGCCUCGUUUGGCUCAAGUUGAACGAACUCUUUUUCGAUUUUCUUCCGCACUGAAUUGUUUCUAUGUUCGUGUGCACGUCGGACGCUUCUAUAGUGCUGACAUCACUGUCCAGCUGUUGCGGUUAUCACUGUACCUAAAAAAUGUACAAUGUACGUUUUAUAGAGCUGAAAUUUUUUAGGACAUAUGAAUUUAUUGUUUUGAAAUUAGGCGAUAAACAAUUUAAGUUAUCUGUCAGGAUUUGUUGAUUAUGAAAACUUGUUUCUCAAAUAAGAUGUCAUUUGUGAUUAGUUCUGUGAAAAGAAAACAACUAUAGAAGGAAUAAAUUAUUUUUCGUUAUCCUCCCACAGUGGAAAAUGAUGUAUUCUGACAACAUUACACACCUGUAACUGUAACAAGGAGAGACCUGGGUUCGAAAGCUUUAAACGGAAAACCUCUCUCUUAUCUCCCAAUUUAUGAAAGAAAACAAACGUUGGAUUAAGUGUAAAAAGUGAUGUCUCUAAAGCCUCGUAUCUGUACCAAUCAUCGUCACAUCUUGAGCCAUGUCGGGUCGAUGUGUUCCUUUCGCAAUGAAAUCUAGUUGGUGAUCUAGGAAAUUCAUUUUCCUAGUCAUCAUUCUAGCGUUCGAUUUGUUCAAUCGCAGCGGACAACUCCUCGCCCAACUUGUAAUCAGGCGUUGCCGAAUCUGUUUUUUCUUAAUUUUAAUUAAAUACGCUGAAAAAGUAAAGCACGCCUCGUCAGGAAACAGUACGCUAAUCGGUUACCAUACCAUGACUUGACGACUGCUAUGGGUCAAACGUCUUUUGGAAAAAGCACUUCCCUAAGUAACAAAUGCCCCACAUACUUCAAGGAAAUUGUUACGGAAACUGAAAUAAAUCUUUUCUACUCUGUUAUUAUUCCAAAGUUUAAUCGCAAGGAAAUUAUCUUACAAUUUGAGUUUUGCAAUAAAUAGACAGAGAAAAUUUUGCCAGA
Molecule: messenger RNA, 3255 nt
Organism: Pocillopora verrucosa
Lineage: Eukaryota; Metazoa; Cnidaria; Anthozoa; Scleractinia; Pocilloporidae
Product: polypeptide N-acetylgalactosaminyltransferase 1-like
Biological process (GO): protein O-linked glycosylation
Cellular component (GO): Golgi apparatus
Molecular function (GO): polypeptide N-acetylgalactosaminyltransferase activity
Source: RefSeq, a predicted model, not a curated record